GUAAGUAUGUAAUUUCUUAGCUCCUUAUAAAUUUAGUGUAGGACGUAAUGUGGUUCAGUUGCAGUUAAAGAUCAUAACGUUCCGAGGUAAUUGCUGAGAGUAAAUAGGCUUGCUCAAUUUGCUUCUGAGUCUAGAUAUUGAGCUCAGCUUUCAAGAGCAAAAUGGGAAAAGGAAGCCAAUUUUGGCUGCUAUUAUGGAAAAAUCUUGUCCUGCUAAAGAGAGCUCCAGUGCGAACAUUCUUCCAAAUUGCAAUGCCACUCUUCUUCAUAGUCGUCCUGGUUCUAUUACGAGCGUUUGUCGUCAAAGAUGAACGCAGACCAAAUGUUACUUACUUUGCUUUUGAUGUAAAUGAACUGCCACCAGAUUUGAAUGGUGAAACACAGUGGAAAAUGGCUUUUGCACCCAACACAAGUGAUGUGCGACAGGUUAUGGACAUGGUUGCAAAACAACUGUCACUCGUUAAAGUCACUGGAUUUCAGAAUGAGGAUGAAAUGGUCAGAGUUCUGGUUAGCGAAGAACAAAAUAGAAACAAACCAUCUAAUGAUGCCUUGUUUCUUGGUGGAAUUGCCUUCAAUAAGAGUCUUAACAGUGGUGAUAUCAUCUACAAAAUUCGACUUAGUUCAAAAUCGAAGAAAAAAUAUAACCAAAAGAAAGAGGGAUUUGGCACAGACCCAUAUGCAAACUGGAAUACUCAGUUUACGUUUCCAGUUUUUCAGGUUCCAGGACCUAGAGAUGAAAACUCUACAUAUGGUGGGCCUCCUCAUUAUUUUGAGGAAGGAUUUCUGUCUCUUCAACAUGCUGUGGAUUUUGCUAUCAUCAAGUACAAAGGGAACAUGGCAGAUGUGGACACAAUAGUGUCUGUGAAGAGAUUUCCGUACCCAGAUUAUAUUCAUGAUCCUUUUAUAGUGGCCAUACAAACAACACUUCCUUUACUUUUGAUGUUGUCUCUUAUAUUCACUGCCUUGAAUAUUGUGCGAGAUAUUGUCUAUGAGAAAGAGAAGAAGCUGAAGGAAUCAAUGAAGAUGAUGGGUCUGAAUGGUUGGCUUCACUGGCUGGCAUGGUUCACAAAAUACUUUAUAUUCCUCGUUAUCACAAUGGCAUUAGCUGCAAUUUUUUUCACAGUAAAAUACAAUGAGAAUGGUCGUGUGUUAAACCAAAGCUCACCAUCUCUCCUAUUUGUUUUCUUUACACUGUAUGCAAUAUCAUCCAUCAUGUUCUGCUUCUGCGUCAGUGUGUUCUUCUCCAAGGCAAACAUUGCUGCAGCUGCUGGGGGAAUAAUCUGGUUUGUUAAUUACAUUCCAUACUUCUUUGUUGCACAGAGCUAUGACACAAUGAGCUUAGGAACCAAGGCAGCAUCUUGCCUCCUUUCUAAUGUUGCAAUGUCAUUGGGUGCUGAGUUGAUAGGGAAAUUUGAAGGAGCUGGUACAGGAGUUCAGUGGUCAAAUCUCAAUCACGGAACAUCCAUUGACGAUGAUUUUACUUUUGGUCUUGUCUUAGUGAUGUUUGUGGUAGAUUCAUUUAUUUAUGGCUUGAUUGCUUGGUAUGUGGAGGCUGUCUUUCCUGGUGAUUAUGGAGUUCCACAACCCUGGUAUUUCCCUGUCUUAUCCACUUACUGGUGUGGAAAGAGCAAAGAGGUUAGAACCCUAGAGGUAGAGAUAAGUGAUUUUCAUAGUUUAGCAAAUGGCAUCAAAUCUGGAAUGUCUAUACCUGAAUUCCUAGAAAAGGAGCCAGUGGGUUUGGAACCAGGGAUUGAAAUAAGAAACCUCAAGAAAGUGUUCAACACUGAAAAAGGAAUUAACAUAGCUGUUAAUGGAGUGUCCCUGAAUAUGUAUGAAGGUCAGAUUACUGCAUUGCUGGGACACAAUGGAGCUGGGAAAACAACACUGAUGUCCAUGCUAACAGGACUCUUUCCUGCUACAUCUGGCUCAGCACUUGUCAAUGGAUGCUCUAUAAGUGACAAUAUUGCUGGAGUGCGCAGCAGUCUAGGUCUUUGCCCACAGCAUGACGUGUUGUUUGACCGUCUGACUGUUGAGGAACAUCUGUGGUUCUUUGCCAAGUUAAAGAACUGCCCAUCUUGGCGGGUGAAAGAUGAGAUUGACAGAAUGAUCGAGUGUAUUGGACUGACUGACAAGCGACACACGCAGGCCCGUGCACUGUCUGGUGGAAUGAAAAGAAAGCUCUCUGUUGGAAUAGCACUCAUCGGUGACUCCAAGGUUGUAAUGUUGGAUGAGCCAACAUCUGGCAUGGACCCGUCAGCUCGCAGGUUCACCUGGGAUUUGUUGCAGCAACAGAAGGAAGGAAGGACCAUCUUGCUCACCACUCACUUUAUGGACGAAGCAGACAUUCUUGGUGACAGGAUCGCCAUCAUGGCCGAGGGGAACAUCAAAUGCUGUGGCUCUUCCCUUUUCCUCAAGAACAAAUAUGGUGUGGGCUACCACAUGGUCAUCGUAAAGGAGCCUAAUUGUGAUGUUUCCAGGGUUACUGCUUUGGUCACUAGUUACGUGCCUACAGCAAAAGUGGAGAGUAAUAUUGGUGCUGAACUGUCAUAUAUUUUGCCAAGUGAAGCAACAGGCAAGUUUGAGGAACUCUUUAUCGAGUUGGAAACGCGCCGAAAGGAUCUUGGAAUCGCCAGUUAUGGCGCUUCAGUUACCACGAUGGAAGAAGUAUUCCUCAAGGUUGGGGAAGAAAUGGACAGCACUCUUAGCGAUAAGCUUCAACAGACCGAAACUCCAUCCGUUAACGGAUUGCAAAUGAAUGGAGCUGUUCCAGUGGCAAGUGAAAGAUCUUCAGUUCUAGCACGCAUGGGCGCCUUCGGAUCAUCUAACGGUAGCUAUGGCACGUUUGGCGACUACAACAGUUACGCGCACUCUUCGGGCUUCCGCCUGUUUCGUCAGCGAUGGUACGCGAUGUUUGUAAAACGAUUGCUGCACACCAAGAGACACAAGCUGGCGAUUGUAUCCCAACUUGUUCUUCCUCUCGUGUUCACGCUGAUUGCACUCAUCAAUGCAGAGACUUUACCUCAGCCCACGGACUCUCCACCGCUCACUCUGUCCACUCAUAACUUCCUGAAGAACUAUGUACCCUGGUCGGCAGACGGUUUCAGUGACGCACGUUACCUAGCGAAUAAUUACACAACUCAGUGGUCUGAUGACAAGACACAUCCUAUCCACGUGACUGGUGACAUGGACCAUUACUUGACGAGUCAAGCUCUGGAAAUGGGGCUCGGUGACUUCAACAGGAAAGAUUUGAUUGCUGCCACUUUUAUGAAGCAUAAUGACAAAGUUAAUGCGACCGGGUGGUUCAAUAACCAAGCCUACCAUUCUAUCGCCGUGUCUCUUGCGGCUGCAGAUAACGCCAUCUUGCGUUCUACUCUUGGAACCAACUUCUCAUUAACGACCAUCAACCACCCACUGCCAAGAACAGCACAAGAAUCCAUCAGUGAUUUACAACGCAAUGGCCUCGGAUUCAACAUCGCGUUCAACGUGUUAUUUGGCAUGGCUUUCUUGGCUUCAAGCUUUGUUGUGUUUCUUGUCCAGGAACGAACGAACAAAGCCAAACACGUGCAGUUUGUCAGCGGUGUGGAUCCAAUAAGCUACUGGAAUUCCGCCUACACGUGGGACUUGAUCAACUUCCUUAUCCCCACCCUCUCGAUUUUAAUCCUUGUGGCCGCUUUUGACGUCCCAGCUUACACAGGUCCUCGUCUAGGUUACUUGUUUCUCUUGUUGAUGUUUUACGGCUGGGCCACUAUUCCUCUCAUGUAUCUCUUCUCGUUCGUGUUUCGUACCGCUUCCACGGCCUUUGUAGUGCUAUCUAUUUUCAACAUCAUCACAGGGCUGGCUACACUUCUGACCGUCUUUAUUCUAAGUAUUCCAGAUCUAGACCUCUUAGACGUUGCCGACGCUCUGAAGUGGGCCUUCCUUGUUCUACCCAACUACAACCUCGGCCAGGGUAUGGGUGACAUGUUCAACAACUACAAUGCUAUAGAACUUUUCAACUCUGCUGUUGAUAUGUGUGUUACGACGUACCACAUCCCCAGAACAAACUGCGAAGAAGAAAUUCGAAAAAUAGGCGGCGACAGGCUACAGUUUCAGGAUAAUUACCUGGCCUGGGACAAUCCCGGCAUCGGACGUUACCUGAUAUUUUUGGCCUGGGAAGGAAUCUUUUUCUUCGCGCUAGUGCUGUUGAUCGAGUAUCGCGUGUUUGACGCGUGCACGAGAGUUUUGGCGCGUUUGCGUUCAUACUCUACCGGAGUGUUUACAAUGGAGGGGUCAACCUUGACUGACGAUGAGGAUGUUUUAGCGGAGAAAGAAAGAAUCUUGACGUCUGAAGACAACGAUGAUGUGCUUGUUAUCAAGGAGCUGAGUAAAGUCUUUGCUGGAAAUGGCCGUCGUGGGCCAUUGGUUGCAGUGGAUCGUUUGAGCCUGGGUAUCCCCAUGAGUGAGUGUUUUGGUCUUCUUGGGAUUAACGGCGCCGGAAAGACUACCACGUUUAGAAUGUUGACUGGGGACGAGACCAUGUCAGGGGGGACAGCUUUGGUGGAAGGGUUUGACAUCAGAACCAACACGAACAGGGUUCGUCAGCGUAUUGGUUAUUGUCCACAGUUCGAUGCUUUGAUCGACCAGAUGACCGGAAGAGAGCUGCUUUACAUGUACGCGCGGCUACGAGGCGUACCGGAAGGGCUAAUACCGGACGUUGUUGAGGAUCUGAUUAAUGCCUUGCUGCUCCAAGAUCACGCUAAUAAGUUAACCAGUUCAUACAGUGGUGGCAACAAACGAAAGCUGAGCACUGCCAUAUCACUGGUAGGGGAUCCCCCAGUGGUGUUUCUGGAUGAGCCCACUACUGGUAUGGACCCAGUAGCAAGAAGAUUACUAUGGGAUGCGCUAUCACGUGUUCGAGCUGAUGGAAGGUGUAUCGUUAUAACGUCCCAUAGUAUGGAAGAGUGCGAGGCUCUUUGCACCCGACUCGCUAUCAUGGUAAACGGACGACUGAAAUGCUUAGGAAGUCCGCAACAUCUUAAAACCAAAUUUGGUGAAGGCUACACUUUGCUCGCGAGAGUGUCCAGUGAUACACCCGAUAUCACACCUCUGAAAGAAUUUAUCGAAGGUUCAUUCCCUGGUAGCGUGUUAAAAGAUGAACAUCAGGGCAUGGUCCACUAUCACAUCUGCGACACCAGGGUAACGUGGGCUCAGCUGUUUGGAACAAUCGAGCGAGUUAAGUUGAAUUUCAACAUUGAGGAUUAUUCUGUUAGUCAGACCACGUUGGAGCAAGUGUUUCUGAACUUCGCACGAGGACAGAGAGCAGAAGACGAAUGAUUGUGUACAACAUGAACAGUAGUUAGAUAGCAAAAUAAAUUGUUAAGAUUUGAAUUGUUCCGAUUUAAAAGAUUCAGUUACACUAUCAGAUUUUAAUUUUUUUUUUUUAUAUUUGUAACAAGUUGAGAAAUUUCUUUUAAGUUAAGCGCUGCCGGGCAGCGAUGGAAAUAGUUCUAUAAAUAAAGUAUUAUUAUUAUUUUUGCACACAUUAAAAGACGGUUUGCGAUCGUGGGUAAAAUGGACACGAGUUUCAGUUUUAUCCUAUCCCUACAUGAGAUGUAGAUGAAUUUUUGCACUUCUUUUAAUACAGUAAUUACAUAGAGUCCAAAAAUAUUUUGCCAGUGUCAGCCAUAAAUACAGCAUCAAACACACUGAGGACCUUGUAUUUUUCAUGUACAGAAAGGACUAAGGAGAAAUUUGAAAACGUAGCUUUAUUUCUAUGGUUAGGCCCCAGUCCACACUUGGCGUAGGGUGGAGGGGGCCUAAGAGAGUCCUGCGCUAAAGUUCUCUCUCUCAAAACGGACACCACUGUAAAACACACACGUCCGUUUACAUAAGAUAGAAGUAAUACCAGUCACGCAAGCCGAGGAAUCAGUUGGAAUAAGUUCGUAGAUUAAAUUUCUGUAUAGAUUUGUUGGUCUCUCCACUAGAUGAUAUUCCAUUUAUUAACAUAAAAGUUCAGUAUGCUGUUGACUUACUGAAAACACUGUAAAUGUUUAUUGGUUAAAGUAUUUUUUUUAACAUAUAUCGAUAUUAUCACAGUUAUGUAUUUGGAAAUACAAUGUUCUUAUUUGCUGUC
Orbicella faveolata is the source of this 6111-nucleotide messenger RNA. RefSeq names its product phospholipid-transporting ATPase ABCA3-like. Gene Ontology annotation, cellular component: membrane; intracellular membrane-bounded organelle. Gene Ontology annotation, molecular function: ATP hydrolysis activity; ABC-type transporter activity; lipid carrier activity. The record is from RefSeq and is a predicted model, not a curated record. Gene Ontology annotation, biological process: lipid transport; transmembrane transport. Lineage: Eukaryota; Metazoa; Cnidaria; Anthozoa; Scleractinia; Merulinidae.